ACACCACUGAGCUAAAUCCCCAGCCCAGGCUACUCUCUUUUUAAUCUAACUGGAUCCCAGUUCCUGAUAUGCAGACACUGGGCCAUGUCAGCUGGAUGCACAGACUCACCCUGGAAGCUCAGUGUAGAUUCCUAGGUAACUCAGGGCCAGUCUGAUUUGGUAGUGGCUGUUUGGGUACUAGGUGGUAGGCAGAAGACUGGCCCAUAAAAUGUGUCUGUACCCUAGUCCCUCAAAUCUGAAUGUUACCUAAUGUGGCAAAGAAUUAAGGCUGACAAUCAGAUAACUCAAACUAGUUGCUUAUCUUGGAUUAUUUGGUUGGGCCUAAAGUAAUCACAGGGGUCUGGUGACUUCAAGGAAUAAUAAUCCAUCUCUUUGGUACUGCAGCUUGUUUUGUGGCCCAUUUUCUAUCUUCAAAGCCACUCUGAUCUUUUCCUACGUUCAUUUAAAACAAGGUCUCCUGCCUCGCAAGGGCAAGGUCCCGAGUGCGAUCCCCGGUACAAAAACAUCAAAAAAAUAAAACAAGGUCUCACUACGUGGUACAGGCCUGGCCUCUUUAGAUCACAGGUAGUCUCCACUUGUAUUUCUUUUCUUACUAUUUAAUAGCUCCUGAUAGGGGCUUAAGUCUGAUAACCUUGUUCUUACCCCAGGGAGACCUCUGACCCGUGGGGCCCGGCUGCGGCCCUGUGUGGGUUCCCCAAACCACCGCCUUACCCUCAAGGACAGCCAAGGACCUAAGCCCAGACUAUUAACCAUCAGGCAAGAGAAAGCCCCCCCAACGCUACCUACGGGUCGGAAGCGUCGGGGAACUAGGGUGUGGGCGGUGCAGAGCGCUACGCAGCCGCAGACCGCCACUAGUACGACGGAAGCCUACAGCAAGCACUUCCGGGGAGAGCCGGUUUCCCCGAAGCUGAUUGGUCGACGCAUUGGUCCGCCCCCACGUGCUGGCGUGUUUUUGCGCGUGCUCACUGUCUUUGUGGAACUAUGGCGGACCUGGAGAGUCUGGGCUUCGAACACAUGGGCCUGGAUCCACGGCUCUUGCAGGCCAUCGCCGACCAGGGCUGGUCGCGGCCCACGCUGAUUCAAGAAAAGGCCAUUCCGCUGGCGCUGGAGGGGAAGGACCUGCUGGCUCGGGCGCGGACGGGCUCCGGGAAGACGGCCGCGUACGCUAUCCCGAUGCUGCAGCUGCUGCUCCACCGGAAGGCGACAGGUCCUGUGGUGGAACAGGCUGUGAGAGGCCUUGUCCUUGUUCCUACCAAGGAGCUGGCACGGCAGGCCCAGUCCAUGAUUCAGCAGCUUGCUGCCUAUUGUGCUCGAGAUGUGCGGGUGGCCAAUGUGUCAGCUGCUGAAGACUCAGCCUCACAGAGAGCUGUGCUGAUGGAGAAGCCAGAUGUAGUCGUGGGGACCCCGUCCCGCAUAUUAAACCACUUGCAGCAGGACACCCUGAAACUGCGCGACUCCCUGGAACUGCUGGUGAUGGAUGAAACUGAUCUUCUGUUUUCUUUUGGCUUUGAGGAAGAACUGAAGAAUCUUCUCUGUCACUUGCCCCGGAUUUACCAGGCUUUUCUUAUGUCAGCUACUUUUAACGAAGAUGUGCAGGCCCUGAAGGAACUGGUACUGCAUAACCCGGUUACCCUCAAGUUACAGGAGUCCCAGCUGCCAGGGCCAGACCAGUUACAGCAGUUUCAGGUGGUCUGUGAGACUGAGGAAGACAAGUUCCUGCUGCUCUAUGCCCUGCUAAAGCUGUCGUUGAUUCGGGGCAAGUCCCUGCUCUUCGUCAACACUCUGGAGCGGAGUUACCGGCUCCGCCUCUUCCUGGAGCAGUUCAGCAUCCCUACCUGUGUGCUCAAUGGUGAGCUUCCGCUGCACUCCAGGUGCCACAUCAUCUCUCAGUUCAACCAAGGCCUCUACGAUUGUGUCAUAGCAACAGAUGCUGAAGUCCUCGGGCCCCCGGGCAAGGGCAAGCAGUGGGGCCGAAAGUCCAAAGGAGACAAGGCCUCCGACCCAGAGGCAGGUGUGGCCCGGGGCAUAGACUUCCACCAUGUGUCUGCAGUGCUAAACUUUGACCUUCCCCCCACUCCUGAGGCCUACAUCCACCGGGCUGGGAGAACAGCUCGAGCCAACAACCCAGGCAUAGUGUUGACCUUCGUGCUGCGGGAGGAGCAGUUGCAGUUGGGGAAGAUCGAGGAGCUUCUCAGUGAUGAGGGGUCGGCUCCUGUCCUGCUUCCCUACCAGUUCCACAUGGAGGAGAUUGAGGGCUUCCGUUAUCGCUGCAGGGAUGCCAUGCGCUCGGUGACGAAGCAGGCCAUCCGGGAGGCGAGGCUGAAGGAGAUCAAGGAGGAGCUGUUGCACUCUGAGAAGCUCAAGACGUACUUUGAGGACAACCCCCGGGACCUGCAGCUGCUGCGGCAUGACCUGCCCCUGCACCCCGCGGUGGUGAAGCCACAUCUGGGCCACGUCCCUGACUACCUGGUCCCCCCGGCUCUCCGUGGCCUUGUUGGCACUCACAGGAAGCGGAAGAAGCUGUUCUCUGGCAAGAAGGCUAAGAAGGUGAAGACCCAGAAUCCGCUGCGCAGCUUCAAGCACAGAGGGAAGAAACCCAGACCGGCAGCAUCGCCAUCCUGAGGCCACCAGGCCCAUGUGCAUGGGGAGUGAGUGCCCAGCCAGGACUCGGCCCUGUACACCACACACCCGGCGCUCAGUGCUGGGCACACUGGACUCAAAGGACUGGGCUGGCACUGCCAGGCUGCCGUCUUGCCCCCCGAGGUUCCAGCUGGGCAUGGUGGCACAUGCCUGUGAUCCCGGCUACUCCAGAGGUUGCUGGAGGAGGAUGGUGAACUUGAAGCCAGCCUGAGCAACUUAGGGAGACCCUGUGGCAAAAUUAAAAUGAGAAAAGGCUGGGGACAUGGCUAAGUGCGGAGGCCCUGGGUUCUAUCCCAAGUACCAAACAAACAAACAAAACCCAGAAUGAACCUCUACUGCCCCAGACUGGUCCCUUAGUCCUCUGGGAAGGGGCUGCUUGGCGCUUGUGCUGCUUGCAGUCCUGUGCAUGGCCAGCAGAGGGCAGCAGUGUCAGGCCGACCCCAUCUGUGUGAUCCCUGCUGGUUCCCGGACCAGCCCACAGCCACCUCUGUGGCCCUGCGACUCCCGUCAGGGUCUGCAUCCUGGUGGCUGUCCUUCCUGACUUUGGGCUGCCUGCUCCCCAGCAUGUGCACAUCGGGUUUAGAGUGCUAGGGCUGCUGUCCCUGCUGCUUUCCCAGGUCGCCAGCUCACCUGUUGGGUGAAGGAGCCAUGGUGUGACACACGCCCUUCCUGUGCCGUCUCCUGUUUUCCUGGCCGAGCACCGAGCCACCUUUCCAGGUUGCAUGCCAGGCCUCUGGGGCCUGAGGGUGGGGCCCAAGGCCGCCCCUGUGUCCCCUACGUGUCACUUGCUCACCGGGCAUCACAGGAGUGGUCUGAGGGUAUGGGGGCAGGAGAAGGUGGAAACCAGUGAAGUCAGGCCCAGGUUGGCCUUGCUGUGUGGAGACCCUGAUACUUGGACUUCCUGUCUGCUGAAUGUUGGGGUGUCAGGGGGCAGAGAUCAGCAGGUGUGAAGGAGGUGUGGGGCAGUCUCCAUGUGGGCUCAGAGGAGCUGGGGACAGUAGCCCCAUGAGCUCUGGCAGGGACGUGUCCAAGGAGGGCGACAGGUGCAGGGAACUGCUGGGGCCUGGGCUGGCACUCUGGUCUCCCCCUGCCUUGUUGGGGACCCAGGGACAGUGAGUGUGCUGGUUGUGGUCGCACUAUGCUCUGUCCCCAGGGCUUGCCUGAGCUUGUCACCCUGUGGAGGGCCUGUGCUGCAGAUCCCCCAGGUUGGACAGGAAGUUAGUUUUCCCCAGGGUAAUCUCUGGGGGGACAAGGUGGGUGAGCAUGGAGCUGGCACCCUGCAGUGUCCUGGGUGGUGGGGACCAGAGGCACUAGGUAAGGGCUCUGGUGAAGGUGGUGAUUCUUCCCCACACAGCCACUUCUGAGUCCCAGCAGCCCCAGGGCUUUCUUGGGCUCCUAGUUGGUGGCUGAGGCUCAGGAGGUCCCUUGCGAACGUGAAGUCAGGGAGCAACAGGGUUGGGCAGGCAUAGGCCUCUGGGCUGUCCAGCAGCAUGGGGUAAGGGGCAUGAGCUGCCACCUGGUGAACUGGUGCCACUGGGGCUGAUGCCACAUGGGGCAAGUGCCGAGGCAGGCACUUGGGCCACCUGUGCCCUCUCUGGGCUGCUGCAGCCCUGUAUUGGCUGAAGCUGUGCUGGCUAGGCCACAGAACAGGAUGCAUGUGGGGCUGUGGUGACAUCCACACAGCCCCGUGGUCCCCGGGAAGGAGAGCUUCCAGGUGGCGGUCUACCUCCUGGACUCUGCCUGUAAGUGGAGCCUGUAUGUUGACCUGGUGCCCCAACCAGGACAGACUCAGGACAAGGCGUGCAUGUGGCCAGGAGGACAAAAGGGGGCCAUGCAUCCCUGGGGCUCAGGGAGUGUUGGAAGCCAGGGUGCAGUGGUGCCUUGGCCUGCAGCCCAUCCCUGGGCCCUGUGUGUCUGGGCCACCUGUGAGGGUCUCUGGUCAUCACCUGGAGCCAGGAAACCACUGGGUGCAGGUGCUGGGCUGGGCAGCAUGAGGCUGCUGUGUUGCUCUCUGGGCUCUCAGGCCUGGCAUGGAGGCAGACCAUAACCAGCACACAGACCCACAGAGCUGUUGCCGUGGCAAGGCUAGGCUGCUGGAGAGUGCUACGAGGCCCUCAUCCGGUAGGAGGGAGGUUUCACGCCAGGCGUGGUGGAGAACCUGUUAAUCCCAGCCCUCAGGAGGCUGAGGCAGGAGGUGGUAAAUUCAAGCUCAGCCUGGGCAAUUUAGUGAAUCCCUGUCUCAAAAAAUCUAAAAUAAGGAAGGGGGCCGGGGAUAUAGCCCAGUGUGGAGACCCUGGGUUCAAACCCCAGUGCCACUGAAGGAAAAGUUUAUCCUGAAACAAGAGGGGUGGGAGGGAGCUAUGGAUGGACCUGGUGGAGAGGAGCCCAUCUUGAAGAUGAAAGGUCCAGUGAUUGCUGCCAACAUAAACAAUAGGAGCUGAAAAACACUGGGAGACAGAAUAAAGUCACACAUUAGAAAAUGAAAGGACUCAAAGUACAGGGCUCUGCGGGGAAGCCUCCAUCAGAUAACUGAGGCGGUGCGAUAGCAAGGACAAGAGGACAGGGCGUGCCAGGCAUGUUUCAUCCCAGCUAAUUAUGUCUCCAUCUGCCGAGGAUUAAUGAUUCAGCUUUUGGGGAAUUGCUCAGGACUUCUCCCUUGGGGGUCGUGCCCCCAGGAGCUGAUAAGGUUGAAUUGAGCAGGGAGGCUUCCCUUGAGUAUCAUCCUCUAGGAAGUAAUUCCCAUGUGACAGCCCCCUGCCGCUUUUUGUGGCUGCUUUUUGUUUGUUUUUACUUGACACAGGAUCUGGCUAUGGUCAGGCUGGCCUUGAAGUCAGUAAUUCUCCUGCCUCAGCCUCCAGAGUGCUGGGAUUGCAGAUGUGCGCCACAUCUGGGUUUGUUUUAAGUGGGUUAACUGCCCUUCUGGGGGCUCCUGUGAGAUGUGUGGAACCCCUCUCGGGGGCCAGCUCAGAGGUGACAUUACUGAUGGCCUAUUUUGAGUCUCCACAGAGUGGCCCCCAAACUCCUGUGUACAGCAGGUCUCACCGGGAGCUUUUUAUUGUUUCCAGUACUGGCAGUCAAACCCAGGAGCUUUGUGCUGAGUGACAUCCCAGGCCUUUUUUAUUCUUUGACACAGGGACUCACCAAGUUGCCCAAGUUGGCCUCAACUUGCCAUCCUCCUGGCUCAGCCUCCCAGAGUGCUGGGGGUGUAGCUUUGGAUGAUGGCCCUGGGUUUAAUCCUUUCUACCACAGAAUAAACAAGUGAAACAGUUCUAGAACAGGGUUAGGAUUCUGCAUUUCUUUGUUGGUUGAAACAGUCUCACUUGGGGCCAGGGAUUUAGCUCAGUGGUUUCACUGCCUGUUGCACAAAUGCAAGGACCCGAGUUCAAUCCCCGGAAAAAAAAAAACAAAAAACAGUCCCACCGGUCUUGGGCUUACUGUGUAGCCCAGGUUGGUCUCAAAUGCUUGGCAGUCCUUCUGCCUCAGCCUCUCAAAUGUCGGGCUUACAGGCGUGCACCACCAUGCCUGGCAAAUUCAGCAUUUCUUCACAACCUCUUUUCCUGCUGGUCCCCCAGCCACAAUUUCAGGUUCAUCACAUCCCUCCAUUUUGCAGAUUGGAAAACUAAAGAUUGAGUACAAGCCAGAACCAUCGCUUAGCUAAGUGGUGGCGGAUGAGGGGCCUCAUCUGGUGGACUCAGCUCUGAAAAGGCCGGGAGACCUGAUUACAAGGCUGCCCUGUCCCUUCCCAAUUAGACAUCCAGCUGGAUCCAAGCUCCCAAUACAGCAUAACCAUGACCCAUCCCAAGUUUGGGAUAUAAGAAAGUA
Molecule: messenger RNA, 6462 nt
Organism: Heterocephalus glaber (naked mole-rat)
Lineage: Eukaryota; Metazoa; Chordata; Mammalia; Rodentia; Bathyergidae
Gene: Ddx56
Product: DEAD-box helicase 56
Cellular component (GO): cytosol
Molecular function (GO): nucleic acid binding; ATP binding; RNA helicase activity
Source: RefSeq, a predicted model, not a curated record